AUGCGAGUCCUGCUGCUCACUCACAACGUGGCCGGCAUCUUUGACGACCCCGACGAGGCGCUCCGGCCGUGGGCUGACGGCCUCGCGGCGCUCGUGCAGCGGACGCGCGCCGACUUCAUCGCGCUGCACAUGCAGGAGGUCGGCGGGUCGCGCUGGAGGACGUGCGGCCUCAAUGGGGCAGCGGCGGUGGCGGGAGCGGUGGAGGCGGCCCUGCCCGACCACUGGUCGAGCGGCAUGAUGGUCCGCACCGACACGGCGGAGGACGGCUUUACCGCGCUCGGCUCAAUCUAUCUGGUUCGGCGCUCUGCGAUGCAGCUGGUGCGGCUCUGGCGGUGGAAGGAGGCGGAGGGCGCCGCGGGGGCGUUCGAGAGCCUGCGUGCCGCCGACGGCCCGCUCGGGUACCUGCUCACGCGCUGGCAGCUCGGCGGCGGAGGCGGGGCGGUGCUCGACUUGGUCAACGUCCACAACUUUCACGACGAGAGCAACCUCGCCGCCCUGGCGGCAGGCGCCUCGACCUACGCGAGCUGCAGGCAGCAGGCGCUCUCCCUCGUCACCGCCGCCCUGCUCGGCUUGCGGGGCGGAGGGGCGGCGGGCGGAGGGGCGGCACCGGCACCGGCGAGCGCCGCGUUCCUCUUCGGCGACUUCAACUUCAGGAGCAGACCUCGCUCGCUGCCCGCACCCCUCCCAACGUCGGACCGCGAGCUCGCGCCUUUCUCCGCCUCGGCCGAGUGCGCCCUCCCCCUCGAGGAGCUCCCGCUCGCCUUCCCUCCCUCCUACGCCUACCGCGAGGGCAAGGGCGAUGGCACCCCGCCCGACGAGGCGGGCUGGUGCGACCUGCUCGCCUCCAAGCGCUGCCCGGCGUGGUGCGACCGCGUGCUGAUGGACCGCACCGGCGGAGCCCUCGUGGCCGCCUCCGCGGUGACGGCCGAGUACGGGCACGAGCCGCAGCCGCGCGUCCUCACCGACCACAACCAGGUCUACCUCGCCUUCAGCGUCGAGUCGAGGUGA
Emiliania huxleyi CCMP1516 is the source of this 1008-nucleotide messenger RNA. RefSeq lists its product as hypothetical. Gene Ontology annotation, molecular function: inositol-polyphosphate 5-phosphatase activity. Gene Ontology annotation, biological process: phosphatidylinositol dephosphorylation. The transcript is spliced from 4 exons. The record is from RefSeq and is a predicted model, not a curated record. Lineage: Eukaryota; Haptophyta; Isochrysidales; Noelaerhabdaceae. Bases 1 to 1008 code for a protein of 335 amino acids.